GGGCCUAAGAAUGAGCAUAGUGCACAUCUCGAUAGCUUACACACAGUAACGUAUUUAUUUCACGCAAUAAAACAGAAUAAGAGAUGUAUUCUUUUCCUUUUUUCCUUUCACCAGACGUAGCGGUACGGAACACGUAAGGUAGUGCAUGUGUUCGAGAGAGAAAUGCAACUUUGACUAAUGCAGAGGCGGCUGAUAAAAUGUCACAAGGAAGGAAGAAAUGUGUGCUGUGGUUAGCAGCCACAACACACCCUGCUGAGACCUACAGCCCAUAUAGGUGAAUAGAAACUGUUAACUGUAAAUACAGCUGGUGGUUGCUAUGGUUUUCUGCUGCUGUAAGAAGCUGCAGAGUUGUGCAGCCACGCACGCACGCAUGCACAUACGCAUGCGCACACACACACACACACACACACACCGCAUUCAGCCCUUUGGGCCGGUCUUCGUCCUUGCCAGAGGAGUGACAUUGGACCGGGCUUUAGAGCGAUAACGGCCUGCUGUUAUUGUGACAACCUUGAUCUCAUCUCUUGUCAAAUGCGAUAAGCAGGAAGUGAAGGAUGCGAUUAGAAACGUGGUGGUUUGUGUCCGUCUCGCUGCUGAACAUGCCCGUGAUGAUAUUAGCAGCGCUGUAGUGGCGGCUGGUUCGUGGUUCCCUGGGCGCGUUGGAAAAAAGCACGCGCUGACAGGAAAUGUGCGAGGACCAGUUUGUUUCUGCAGGUGUCUUAAAUGUGGAUAUAUUUGGUUCUUCUGUGUUUUCUCAGACACUCCUACACACUUUCCAUAUUUUCAAUACAGACUCAGAUUAAAACGCAUAUACGCACACCCACAUACAUAUAGAUAUGUAUGCUAUUCUUCAUUUUAUCAACUACUCUUUAGAUUUAGUCUUAGUCCUGAGAUCAGAAGGCUGCGUAAAUAUUAGUCCGAUUUUUACCAACAAAGACUUAACUGAAAACAUUUGAGUCUUUACUAUCAACAUUCUAGUCUUUACAUAUUUGAGUCAUUAAUACAUCUUUGUAACCAUUUUAGUCUGGUUUUAGUCUAAUGAAAGGCAAAAAAAAAAAAGGGUACAACUAACAAUUUAAAACAGUACUCACAGGGCUGACUGUCCUUCCUGGCCAUGAAGAGAUCAGACAGAAAAACACACACAGUUAUUCAGUGUCCUGAAUGUAACUUCUUUAAACGUAAGAGAAAAAAAAGAAAAGGAAAACCUGACGGAUGUCCAUUUUAAGCGUAGGUCUCUUGUGCCGUGCCAGAUUUGCCGAGGCCCAGGAAGCGGCUGACGGAGCUGAUGUCGAAGACGGCCCUGGAGAUCCCAGGAGAGAAGGAGCAGCAGAGGCGAAGCGGGGCCUCCCACACCUGGGGCUUUCGGUUCUUCCGGAGCCCCGUUGAAAUCCUGGCCGACCCCGAACGCAGCAGGACAGCUGGCAUCCGACUGGCGGUCAACAGGCUGGAGGGCUCAGGCGAGGGAGCCCGGGCGGUGCUCACUGGAGAAGUGGAGGACAUGACCUGUGGCCUGGUCAUCAGCAGUAUAGGCUACAAGAGCCUCCCCAUCCAUCCGUCGGUGCCGUUCGACUCCCGCAAAGCCGUCGUCCCGAACAGCAUGGGCCGCGUUCAACAAGCUGCAGGUCUAUACUGUAGUGGCUGGCUGAAAACAGGCCCCACCGGGGUCAUAGCCACCACUAUGAACAAUAGUUUUGACACCGCUCGAUCCUUGGUGGAGGACAUGGAGUCGGGAACGUUGGACGUGUCUGCUGCCAAGCCUGGUUCACGAAGCGUCAGUGCUCUGCUGGAGCAGAGAGGAGUGAAACCUGUGACUUUCUCAGACUGGGAGAAGAUUGACGGUGUGGAGACGAGGAGGGGGGAAGCCGUUGGGAAACCCAGAGAAAAACUUCUGACUGUGGAGGAAAUGCUGCAGGUGGCUCGAAGUUAACUGAACACUAGAAACACUGCACUCUGAGUGACUGUUGCAGUGUAAAACCAACAGGUACCAUACCGAUGGGGAUCAAUGACAUGAAAAUAAAUGGCAUUAUGAAGCACUGAACAUGGACUUAAUUCACACUGUGCUGUAGUUUUCCACAACUGUAUCGAUCUACGGCGCUGAAAGACUGAGCGGUGGCUUCUUGUGGCACUAACCUAAAAAAGACCUCUAAUGGAUGCUAAUAAUAAUGAGCUAUUGUGUAUUGUAUUAUACAUUUUGUAUGUAUGCUAAAGAGUAAAAAAACGAUGUGGUGGCUGAAUUAUCUUUUGCAUUCACAUUUCAUGUAAGGAUAUUUGAAUAUCUUUUAUACAAAAUAAAAUGUUACUUAUGUCCUUUUAUCCCUGUCUUGGAGUAGCAUUUCCUACUGUCGCAUUCUAAGUAUUUACUGCUGUGUCAGGAUUGGCCGCCUCGCAGAUCACGUGGCUCCGACUCCUCUCGGACUCUGGAGUCGACCCUCGCCGAGCACGCAGGCCCACAGCCGACCUCUGCUCCACAACUGCACACAAGACAUGGUUGACUGUGUGUGUGUGUGUGUGUGUGUGUGUGUGUG
This is a messenger RNA of Anarrhichthys ocellatus (wolf-eel), 2522 nucleotides long. Its product is annotated as NADPH:adrenodoxin oxidoreductase, mitochondrial-like. Gene Ontology annotation, molecular function: oxidoreductase activity. The transcript has 4 exons. Lineage: Eukaryota; Metazoa; Chordata; Actinopteri; Perciformes; Anarhichadidae. The record is from RefSeq and is a predicted model, not a curated record. Bases 1283 to 1924 code for a protein of 213 amino acids.